Phialemonium atrogriseum is the source of this 660-nucleotide messenger RNA. RefSeq lists its product as uncharacterized. Bases 1 to 660 code for a protein of 219 amino acids. The transcript has 3 exons. NCBI's taxonomy places the organism in Eukaryota, Fungi, Ascomycota, Sordariomycetes, Cephalothecales, Cephalothecaceae. The record is from RefSeq and is a predicted model, not a curated record.
AUGCCUCGCAAGGUCAUCAUCGGUCAGCUCUCCACGAAGAGCAAGGAGGUUCGGGAUGAGUUCAUCAAGAAGAUGAGCGCCGUGGGGAGUUUCGCCUUCCAAAGCGAGCCCGGCGUGCUGAAAUACGCAGCCUUUGUGCCCCGAGACGAAUCAGACCAGACGACAGUGUUCGCCGUGGAGGAGUACAAAGACGAAGCAGCCUUCGAGUCCCAUCUGGCGGAACCCGGCGUCAAGGCGUUGAUUGAGUGGAUUGGAACCGGGAAAGUUCUGGAAGGAGCUCCGAGGAUCUUGGACCUGCAGUACGUCGACGACUUCUAUUUCUCCCGGGGAGAGGUCUCCAAGCACGAGGAUCCAUGCGUGGUCAUUGCGGAACUGGACUACAAGCCCGACACUGUUCAAAAGUCGAUCCCAUACUGGAAGGCGGUUGCCGAUACGGGGCGCGAGAAAGAGGCGGGCACACUUGUAUACGGGAUCCUGAGGGACCCCAAGGAGCAGAACAAGCUCUUCACCGUGGAGGCAUACGACAGCAAGGAGUAUCUGCUGGAUGUACAUGCCAAGAGCAAGGCCGUUGAGGAGAGCAUCAAGAACACCAAGCACCUGAGAGAAGGGCUCAAGCACCACUUCCUGAAGAUCCAAGGAGGGUUUCUGUACAAAGAUUAA